This is a messenger RNA of Chelonus insularis, 1464 nucleotides long. Its product is annotated as GDP-D-glucose phosphorylase 1. Gene Ontology annotation, molecular function: GDP-D-glucose phosphorylase activity. Gene Ontology annotation, biological process: glucose metabolic process. The transcript has 6 exons. The record is from RefSeq and is a predicted model, not a curated record. Gene Ontology annotation, cellular component: cytoplasm. Lineage: Eukaryota; Metazoa; Arthropoda; Insecta; Hymenoptera; Braconidae. Bases 217 to 1257 code for a protein of 346 amino acids.
CAUCAGCAGAUAUUGAAUUAAUUAAUAACUGGUAUUACAGAAGCCAGAUCUAUCAUCAACGAUUGAAUGUAUAAUUCUCUACCUUAUUCACUCACAACAAAUCCUCGUGUGCUUCCAUCCACCUCCACCGCUUGAAGCAUGCGUACCAAUUGUCUACUGUAAACAAUCUUCUUCAGUGUCCUGUCAACAGGUGUUGUGACAACACUCAUCACAAGCAUGGAAACUGUUAAGAAGUUUGAUAUUUUCCAAUAUGACUCCAAGGACUUUAAUUUCAUUGUCCAACAAAAUCAUCAGGAUGCGAAUGACUCCAAGUUUGAUAGGAUUCUGAAAGAGAAAUACGAAGAAGGUAUGAAGAACAACAUUUUCCGAUACAAAUUGAACAUCAGUGAAUCUAAAAUCCUAGAUGGACAAUACAGGUUUUUUGCACAGCUGAAUGUGGAAAGAGGUUCAAAUCGCCGAGCUCCUGAAGACAUUCAGUCAAUGAAUACUCCAUUUGAUCCAUCAAGAUUUAAUUUCACGAAAAUCAGUGAUAAGGAAAUUUACUUUGAUAUUUGUGUUGGUGAUGGAAAUAAUGUUGUAGCAGCCAAUGUCAGUCCAGUGGAGUAUGGACAUUGUUUAUUUCUACCAGAGAGGUUAAAAUGUCUACCACAGCAAGCUACUAAAUUCAGUAUCAUUAAAGUUAUUGAAUUAUUCCUCCUCAGUAAAUCACCGUACCUCAGGGCAGCAUACAACUCACUGUGUGCUUAUGCAUCAGUGAAUCAUCUCCAUUGGCACUUGUAUUAUUUAAAUAUUCCAAUGCUGCUAGAAAAAUAUCCUUUAGAAUGUCUGUCUGAGCCUUUAUAUUUAUUAGAAAAUUACCCAGCCAAAGGUUUCUGUAUUAAACAAUCAUCAUUUCUAGACAAUGAUUACCUUAGUUUUGCUUCUGCAGUCUAUUUGUUUGUUAAAUAUCUCCAGGAACAACUUAUUCCACAUAAUGUUUACAUAACAAGAGCUAAAAAAUCUAGGGAAAGUAUCAGCUAUGAUGAUAUAAGGGUCUAUAUCUGGGCUAGAAAACCAAACUUUGGGAUCAAGAACACUCUAGGAUUUCUUCCAGCUGUUAAUGAAUUCUCUGGGCAUUUAUCGAUUAAAACUAAAGAAGCUUAUGAGUCGCUGACUGAAGAUAUGGUUGCUCAAUGCAUGGAAGAUGUUACAAAUGAUUUCUUUUUGAAGCUUAAAAAAAACCUUGAAGAUAAGAAUAAUAUAUUUGAUGGAUCAUAACUUAAAUAAAUUAAUUUAAACAAUAGAUAAAAAGUGUGAAGAAUGAAUUAAUUAAUGGAAAAAUAUGCACGUGUAUACAAAAGUAAUGAUACUUUUGGUUUCUGUUAGGGAGGUUAAAAUUUUAGGUUAAGUCUAACUUUAAUAUAAUAAAUAAUAAUAAUAAUAAUAAUAAUAAUAUUUAUUGGAUUUAAAACUCCAAAGUUCUAC